Rhododendron vialii is the source of this 2582-nucleotide messenger RNA. RefSeq lists its product as uncharacterized. Lineage: Eukaryota; Viridiplantae; Streptophyta; Magnoliopsida; Ericales; Ericaceae. The record is from RefSeq and is a predicted model, not a curated record. The coding region runs from base 675 to 2042 and encodes 455 amino acids. Gene Ontology annotation, molecular function: protein binding. The transcript is spliced from 2 exons.
UCCAGAAAAUCCUAACUCCCUCCCUCACUCCCGAUCAAUCUUUUGACAGAAUGUGAAGAUUUCUUCGAGCUAUACCAAGGCAAGUCUCUCUCUCUCUCUCUACCCAUUUCUUCGACAUUCUAAAUGCAAUAUAAGAAAAAGACGAUGGAGUAAUUUGAUUUAUUAGAUGAGAUCAUAGAAAUCUUCCAUUUCCCAAACGCGGGCACUGGACAGCACAAUUGGACUGGAGACGAUUCGUUCUGAUCUUCUUCGUCUAACGGUUUUAGGGCUUUGACCCUUCCGUCAAGGAUGAUUGGAUUUUUGCCAGAAUUUCCGUGUAUCUCCUUGCUAUUUGCUAGUUUCCUUGUAUACAUUUUUGGGAACAGUAACCGAGCAUGUGUUCGCCACAUUGCAUGAGUUGGUUUCCUACUGUCACGAGAGGAAUGCUGACCAUUUUAGAGCAAUUUUAUCGGCAAAUUUGAGAAAACAAUAUUUGUUGAGCUACCUGUUAGAAAAGCUUCUGUACAACCACAUAUCCGAGCCCAUUGGGGUCUAUAAUUGAUUGGCACUUUGUACUGAUGAAGGAACACUCUGAUAUCCAUAACCAAAGCCUUAACAUCCCAUGGUGUGAUUAGUAAGAAGCUUUUGUAGGGAUUUUCAUCUCCAGUUCUUGGGCGUAGAGAGGUUUCUUCGGCAUGGCUCCAAAAACAACUAAAAAAUCAAAAGAAAGCAGUUCUGUACACCAGUAUAUCUGUGUAUCGAUGGCGAUAAGUCUGAAAGCUCGUAAGAAAGAGCGUAUUGCGGAACGAAAUGCCAUAACGCUGUACUCUCAGAAGAAGAACGACAAGUUUGUGGUUAGUCAUCAGAGAACUACGCCCGAACUCCGAUGCAAGCUUGAUAGUGAAAUCCAGCCUUGGCCGGACCUUCCACCAGAAAUACUCGCGUCAGAGGUUGUUUCCCGCCUCUCUUCUUUCGAUCGAAUCCGUUUCCGUGCCGUUUGUAAGAAUUGGGAAAGGCUACUUCCUCGGCCACCUCAUGAGGAUGAUAAUGUCAAAAAACUCCCGUGGCUGCUGGACUGCCACUGGAAUGAUGAUGGGUUCUUGCUUGAUGACCCCAUGGUGUUGGUAUGUGAGUUGUUUGACCCAUCACACCACAAGCAGCCCUAUUACCACAAGAAGCCCUAUUCUGUGGAUCAAGUUAUUGGGCAAGAUAUCCGCAGCCAUAAUGUCCCCAAAAUCCGCGCUUCACACCACGGUUGGCUGCUUUUCUCGUGGCAAAAACACCCUGCGAUGGAGUCUAUCACGUCUUACUUCUUGUUUUCGCCUUUCACCAAGCAAAUCAUCACUCUCCCUGAUUUAAACCACGACAUCCGAUCGUGUUGCCGAGCCCAUAUAGCCGCCUUUUCUUCUGAUCCUUGUUCCCCAGACUGUGUUUUCUUUGUUGUGCGUGAUUACUAUUGCUGCACGAUUACAAUCAGUACCUGUUGUCCUCGUGAUAUGUCAUGGACCACUCAAGCGUUCGAGGGGCAGCCGUAUUGUUUACAAGGCGUGGUGUUUGUUCGUAGAUUCCUUUGUUGUCUCUUUGACGGUCAUGGGGCUCUUGCAGCAUUUAAUGUUGCUAAGCGCAAAUGGAUUCUUGUUACUACUAACUCAAAUUUGAGGUUAUUACCGGGAAGUUAUCACUUGUUUGAGUGUAAAGGACAGCUCUUUUUUGCCAACUUGUAUGUUGAUCCGAUCUUAAGUGACGACUACAGAGGCCAAUGUCGCCUGUUCAGGUUAAGUCACUCUCGAAGGGCCUGGGUUACUGAAACAAGCUGCCUGGGAAAUCAAGCAUUGUUUCUUGGUCGUACCUCCUCAUUCUGCAUUUCAGCAUCGGGAGAAACGACAAAUAAGGUCUAUUACCAUGCCAUUGAUGGGUCAUUGAGAUUUUAUUCCAUGGAAGAUGGCACAAACCACGCUCUUGAGGGUUCCCCACAUGCUGGUUGGGUUGCUGCUAAAGGGUGGAAUGAACGAAUAUGGAUUCAGCCACCUCAGUUGCGCACAAACCUAGAAUUUGAGGGUUGAAGGGAGCAGCAGGUUCCGAAUCAAGUAAUUGGAGAAAUUAUUCGUAUAUUAACAGGAGUUAUAUCUGUACCAGGAACCUAAUCAAAGGCUUGGACCUGUGUGUUUUAAUUAUCUGACUCGGUAGUAUUUCCAUCGAGCUUCCAUGGCUUGGUCUUUGGAUAAGCAGACGGGUCAACAGAAGCAAACUCGUUGAUGAACAAGAUGUCUUUGAACUGCAGCAAGGCUGAUCUCGCAUCUUCAUGGCAUAGCAGCUGCGUGGAAGAGUAAGAGUCGGUCAAAAUAUGAAGAUUACAACACACGAUCAGGCACAUAGGAAGAUACCAAGAUGAACCCAUGAUGUAUGACCAACUCUAGUUUAGCAAUGCUAGUUGAACAAGCUUCAUGGUUAUGAUGUGCUUUUAUGGUUUUAUGAGUGCCGUGUCCACCUUGAAGGACAAAAUCCUCAGUUUUUUCAGCCAAGUCACAUCCGUGCUCUCCUCUCUGGACUUUAUUAAUCAGUAAACCAAAUUACACUUCGAAUACCAUAAGCAAUGAUUCAAU